Rattus norvegicus (Norway rat) is the source of this 2925-nucleotide messenger RNA. Lineage: Eukaryota; Metazoa; Chordata; Mammalia; Rodentia; Muridae. The record is from RefSeq and is a predicted model, not a curated record.
CGGGUUCUGAGGAAUGGUUGCGGGUUUUAGUUCAGUCCUGGAGGGCGUGAGAAGGGAGCAAGGAAGCGAGGAGGGAAGGGAGGAGCGCAGAGUUUAUUCCACGGGUUUCCCCGGCACGCGCCCCGCCCCGCCCCUCCGCUCCAAGCUCCGCCCACUGCGUUCUUCUACCUGGCUCUGGAAUUAGUAGUCGAGAUCAGGAUAACUUCUAUUUAAUUAUCUAUUUCGGUGUUUUAAGUUUUUGUUUUGUUUGAGACAAGGUCUCUCGACAUAUCCCUGGUUUUCCUGGAAUUCACUCACUACGUAGAUCAGGCUGGCCUCGAAUUUACAGAUAGAUUCUCCUGCCUCUGCUGGGAUUAAAGGCGUGGGCUACCAGGGGUCUAUUAUAAUUUUAAACAGCAGUCUUAGUAACCUUGAUGUUUCCUUAAAAUCUAAAGUGUAAACUACAGUCUGUUUUGUACAUUAGCGGAGCUGUGCAACUUGGACUGUUCUCCCCACCCCAAAGAAAACUAACUGUUCUGAGGAACACAGUCCCGAGCAUCGCUCCGCCCACCACCUGCCCCUACCCCAGUCUGUCUCUGGAGCUGGCUCCAUCGUGUACACUGCUAGAUGUUCCGUUUGUGUCUGUGACUCAGGACUGUGUGUUUCUUGUGAUGUGACAGUGGAUAUUGUUGUGCUGCCUUUCCCCUUGUCCUUCUUUCUUUUUCUUUCAGAAUAGAAACUAUGUGAAUAGUUUAGUGGUAAGGCAAGCCCUUGGUUUGUGUGCUUGAGGACCUGGGUUCGAUCCCCCAGUUCCCCCUGUCUCAUCGUUUUCUCCUGACCCAUUCGCCGACUCUCAGACAGUAUGUUUAGAAGAACAUGUGCAGCUGCUUAUUUUAUGGUGCAAAGGAUUCUGCUUUUCAGCACAAUUUUUUUUGUUUCCUUUUGGUCCAGUGCCCAGUCUGGGGUUUUGGGCAUUUAAGUGAUCCAAAAUGCAAAGCAAGAUUAUCACCUCAGGGAUUCUUUUCAUCAGUGACCUUCAGUUUGAUGUUCUUUCAAGCCUCCUUUGAAGGCAAGCAGAAUAUACUGGGCUCAUCCAUGACCUCUUCGCUCCCUUCCACAGGCCUCCAGUGCAGGGUUACAUAACGGAAGCGGAAGCCAGAGGUGCCUUGCAGAGGUCCUGCUGAAGCUCCAAACUUGCUUAGCUGUUAGAGCGCCCGCAGAGAGACGGGAUGUUCUGUUUUUUGGAAACCUUAUCUUUCCACUCCUUUUAGAAGUGCUCAGCUGAUACCUUGGCUGAUCCUCUGCCUGAGCAAGUGUCUGCAGCAUGUGACUGGAUGUCCUCAAACAAGGACCUGGCCAGGCGUCAGUGUUGAUUUGUUUUCUAUACUUGCUGGCUUUGCCUGAUCAAGGUUAUAGCACUGAGGCUGCUCAGACAUGAGCGACUGAAGGCCUUCGAGCUGGGCUCUUUCAUUUGGGAGCAGCUUUUUAAAGUGUAAAGAUAGGAUUAUCUGCAGCAGGAAUGGGGCUGUUGCCGGUGAAGCACUUGGUGUAGGGGUCGAAUCUACUAUACUGUUGACAAAUGCCUAUGGACUCCCAGGCAGCCACGCCCAGCAGCCUGUCCGAAGAGAGCUGUACCUUGGAUCUACCUAUGGUGUGUGACUCCAUGGGUUAUGAAGCAUCCCAGGGAGCCAGCCAGGGAAGCGACAGCACCUCUCUGAGUUCUCUGGAACCCCAUCCUUUCCCUUCUUCUUCAACUGCCGAUUCAGGCUUCUUGCCUCAAACUGGACGAAAACCCAGCCAUUGUAAACUCCUCCUGCAAGCAAUCUUCUCUGACACAGAUAGCAAUUCUCUAACUACUGAGCAAAAAGGCUCCUGGGACUCUGAGAACUUCUGGCUUGAUCCUUCUUCAAAAGGCCAGGUGGAGACCAACGAAGAGGAGGAUGGACUUCGGAAAUCCCUGGAUAGAUUCUAUGAAGCAUUUGCCCAACCACUGCCAGGCUCUGGGGAUCCGCUCUCUGCACCUGUGUGUCAGUGCCUGUCUCAGACCAUCUCUGAGCUCGAGGGCCAGGAGAGCCAAAAGUAUGCUCUCCGCAGUUUCCAGAUGGCCCGGGUCAUCUUCAGCCGGGAUGGCUGCUCUACCUUACAGCGGCAUUCCAGGGAAACCCGCUUCUACCCACUAGAGCAAGAAGGCAGCUCUGUGGAUGAUGAAGAGCCCACCCCAGGACUGUCAAGAGAGGUCAUUCGUUUUCUCUUGGAACAGACCAUAAUGAAAGACUCAUAGCUGGUGCUGAUGUUGUGAAAGUGCUGUCACCUGCUCCCCAGAGUCCAUGGAUGUGUGUAGCACAUCUUUCUGUUUCCACCAUUAGCCGUAAGCUUUGCAGGGAGAAGCUUUGAUGGAGCCAGUAAGCACCUUGGUGUGCUACCUCCUACUCACCUUGGCCAAGGCUGCUACUGAUUCAACUAGGGUCGAGUCCUAGCCGAGCUUCUUGCCUUAGUCAGUGCUCCUGAGUGCUGUCCUGGUGACCUGGCCAGAGCUGGGACUUUGGCAGGAAAUCACUUCCCUGAUUGAGUUCAUCCCUUCCCCCACUCACCUACUGGUAUCUCUAGGGCCUUUUCUUUUCUUCGUUUUUUUUUUAAUUUAUUUUUCUUGAAUAUUUUAUGUAUUCACAUUUCAAAUGUUAUCUCUUUUCCCCUCUCCCAUACCUCAUCCCCCUCCUCCUGCUUCUAUGAGACUGCUCCCAUCCACCCACUCCAACCUCAACACCCUGGCAUUCCCCUACAUUGGGGAAAUAGCCUUCACAGGACCAACGGCUUUCCCUCCUAUUGAUGCUGGAUAAUGCCAUCCUCUGCUACAUAUGUGGCUAGAGUCAUGGGUCCGUUCAUGUGUACUUGUUGGUUGUUGGUUUAGUUCUAGGGCCUUUUUUAAAUAAACUUCUUGUAUCUGCA